Molecule: messenger RNA, 783 nt
Organism: Paracoccidioides lutzii Pb01
Exons: 1
Coding region: 1-783 (260 amino acids)
Source: RefSeq, a predicted model, not a curated record
AUGAAGCCUUUACUCAACAUCUUCAUAAUAAUCGCCAUCCUCAAGGACACGAUUGUGCAGGCUCAUAUGCAACUCUACUUCCCGCCUCCUUUCGCUGCCGCCAACAAUCCACAUGUCACUGAGACUCCGUACCCCUACCUGGACUAUCCCUACAAUUGCUGCGGCAGCAAGACUCCGUUCCCUUGCAAAGGCUUCCUCAACCAUCUCAACACCACGCAGGGCCAACCAGUUGUCUCCUGGCCCGCUGGUUCCGAGCAAAACUUCAGCCUAACCGGGUCGGGCAACCACUAUGGCGGAUCGUGCCAAGUGGGCUUCAGCGUCGAUGAGGGGAAGUCGUGGAGGGUCGUAAAAAGCUUCGAGGGUAACUGUCCGUACAGAGAUGGCGGAACGGAUCCAGAAAAGCAGACGUUUGGGUUUCGUGUGCCAAGCGAUACUCCUGUGGGGAAGCAGGUGUUCGCCCGGACGUCGGUUAAUCGGAAACAGGAGUUUAAUAUGCUAUGUGUAGCUGUGAGAAUUACAGCUCCAGAUGAAGACGUGAGUGGUGGAAGCGAUAACGAGGGCCGUCGUCGCCGCAUGUGGAUUCGGCCAGAUAAACCUCAGCAUCACAGACCUGAUACUCCUCUAUGCUGGUGUAGGGAUGACGGCUCGAGAAUCGAAAAUCCCACCAAAAACAUCACUGCAGACAGUGCUGGCAGUGCCAACAAUACAGAGCCAUCCAUUAGAGAGGCGAUUUCUUUCAGAGACCCUACGGCAGUCAAAAACCAAAAAGAAGGCGGAAGUUGA